This is a messenger RNA of Coregonus sp. 'balchen', 18548 nucleotides long. The record is from the annotation of a GenBank genome assembly. Lineage: Eukaryota; Metazoa; Chordata; Actinopteri; Salmoniformes; Salmonidae.
AAAGAAAAAAGUCAACAGUCAAGCGAGAGACAAUGAAAAGCAAUUAUUACAGAAAAGCAAUUAUUACAGACAGUCGUUGUGUUAGUAUUUGACCUCUUUGUAUGAGAACGCAGAGUACAAUUUACUUAUAGAAGAAAAUUGUAUACGAUGGUUCUUGUCGAACGUCUGAAUUUAUUUGGGCAAGUUAAAGCAGCUAGUAAGCUAGCUAACGUUAGCAAGUUCUUGAUAUUUCAUAUUUACCUAGCCAUUAAGUUAGCUAGUAGUAAGGACCAACCCCUGUGUUGCAUUAGCUAAUUGAGACGGAUAUAUAAGGUUCGUUAUAUUACUCAGACUCUCCUUAUCAUACCCACUGCGUAGGUGGUAUUGUAGAGUGAACUGGGAGUGUCAAGUGUGUCGACAUCAUCAGAUACCCGGCCGAGAGUCGACAAUCGUCAUUAUACAUUAACGAGGACGACGAGCUACCAGUAGUAACAUAUAGUUAGUCAGUCUCUGUAAGUAAAAACAAAGUCGUUAGGAUAUCCUAAAACCUGCCAAAGUCGUUUUUUUUAGCUAAAGCUUUGAAAUGGCUUUGGCUGACCAAAGCCAGCAGUGGUAUCCCACAAGCGUACAGGUAACGGUGUUCCAAGCCAGGAAUUUGAGGAUCAAAGGCAAGAAUGGAACCAACGAUGCCUAUGCCAUCAUGCAGGUGGCCAAAGACAAGUUUUCUACCUCGGUUGCCGAAAAAUGUGUCGCACCGGUAUGGAAGGAAGAGGCAACGUUUGACCUGCCACUGUUCCACCAUGGCAAUGCUGAACGCUGCACUCUGUAUAUCAUCGUAAUGCACCGAGCUCUGGUGGGACUGGACAAGUUCCUGGGACAAGCUGUGGUCAACCUACUGGAGCUAAACGAUAACAGUGCCCGGAAAAGGACUGAGUAAGUAACUAAUGUUGAAUAAAGAUAAAGGAUCUGUGUGUAUGGAUUGUGAUUAUUUUUUUUUCUUUCUAAUUCUCCACCGAGAGGGGGUUCUUCAUGUAGCCAGAAUGGUAUUAGUGAUAGGAAUGUCUCUUCUGCUCUGUUAGGUGUCACCAUUGAUGAAUUUCACUGACAUAGCAGAGAUGAAAUUCCAUUACGUUUGUCAGGUUUAUCUGAAGACUGAUAAAUAUCUAUUGUACUCUACAGCCAUCAACCUCUGCACAUGUUUACACACCUAAAGCACACACAGAGAAGGCCAUUCCAGAUCCCUUAUCAGUAGCUCAGUGGGACAACCGAAACCAUGGAGCUGGUUGGGAAAACGAUCUGAUUAUGUUGGGUGAGGUCACGCUUCCUCUGCUUUCUUGUCAGACUGUAGCUUUAGGCUGUGAAUACUUGAGCUAAUACCCUAACCAUAUCUCCCCUUUUAGUAAAUAGUAAAUAUAAUGGCGCCGGAAAAGAUGGCUGCCGUAAGACUUUUAAGCAGGUCAACAUUCACAAGGCCGCAGGGCCAGACGGAUUACCAGGACGUGUACUCCGAGCAUGUGCUGACCAACUGGCAAGUGUCUUCACUGACAUUUUCAACAUGUCCCUGACUGAGUCUGUAAUACCAACAUGUUUCAAGCAGACCACCAUAGUGCCCAAGGACACUAAGAUAACCUGCCUAAAUGACUACCAACCCGUAGCGCUGACGUCUGUAGCCAUGAAGUGCUUUGAAAGGCUGGUCAUGGCUCACAUCAACACCCUUAUCCCAGAAUCCCUAGACCCACUCCAAUUUGCAUACCGCCCCAACAGAUCCACAGAUGAUGCAAUCUCUAUUGCACUCCACACUGUCCUUUCCCACCUGGACAAGAGGAACACCUACGUGAGAAUGCUGUUCAUUGACUACAGCUCAGCGUUCAACACCAUAGUGCCCUCAAAGCUCAUCACUAAGCUAAGGAUCCUGGGACUAAACACCUCCCUCUGCAACUGGAUCCUGGACUUCCUGACGGGCCACCCCCAGGUGGUAGGGGUAGGUAACAACACAUCUGCCACGCUGAUCCUCAACACGGGGGCCCCUCAGGGGUGCGUGCUCAGUCUCCUCCUGUACUCCCUGUUCACCCAUGGCUGCAUGGCCAGGCACGACUCCAACACCAUCAUUAAGUUUGCUGAGGACACAACAUUGGGAGGCCUGAUCAAUGACGAAACAGCCAAUAGGGAGGAGGUCAGAGACCUGGUUGUGUGGUGCCAAGAUCACAACCUCUCCCUCAACGUGAUCAAGACAAAGUAGAUGAUUGGACUACGGAAAAAGAGGACCGAACACGCCCCCAUUCUCAUCGACGGGGCUGUAGUGGAACAGGUUGAGAGCUUCACCAACAAACUAACAUGGUCCAAACAUACCAAGACAGUCGUGAAGAGGGCACAACAAAGCCUAUUUCCCCCUCAGGAGACUGAAAAGAUUUGGCAUGGGUCCUCAGAUCCUCAAAGUGUUACAGCUGCACCAUCGAGAGCAUCCUGACUGGUUGCAUCACCGCCUGGUAUGGCAACUGCUCGUCCUCCGACCGCAAGGCACUACAGAAGGUAGUGCGUACGGCCCAGUACAUUACUGGGGCCAAGCUUCCUGCCAUUCAGGACCUCUAUACCAGGCGGUGUCAGAGGAAGGCCCUAAAAAUGGUCAAAGACUCCAGCCACCCUAGUCAUAGACUGUUCUCUCUGCUUCCGCACGGCAUGCGGUACCGGAGCGCCAAGUCUAGGUCCAAAAGGCUUCUUUACAGCUUCUACCCCCAAGUCAUAAGACUCCUGAACAGCUAAUCAAAUGGCUACCCAGACUAUUUGCAUUGUACCCACCCCAUCCCCUCUUUUACGCUGCUGCUACUCUCUGUUUAUUAUCUAUGCAUAGUCACUUUAACUCUACCUACAUGUACAUAUUACCUCGACUAAUCUGUGCCCCUGCAGAUUGACUCUGUACCGGUACCCUCCGCAUUUAUUUUGAGCCUAUCUCUGGCCUUCACAGCUGGAUGGGGUCAUGCUGCAUGUCAGGCCGUAUCUCAUUAAGAGGGAAUGUUGUCCAGUGUCUACAUUCCUGCCAUUCCCCAUGUUUCUGCAAGGUUAUUUAACUCUGAGGGUUAAUCACAGUGACAUGUGAAAUUACAUUGGUUGGGACCAUGAUGGCAUUCACAACAAUGGUGGAAUCGGCUCUAUCAUGGGUAUAGCGAGCAUUAUAACAAAACAGUAGGCUAGCUACCUAUGAGGCAAAAUGUACACACCCACAUCUUAUUUAAUAGUGUUUUUAAGACUGUUCGCUGACUUAAACAUGGACAGAAGACUGAAGGACAUUUAGAUUUCAAUAUUGAAGACUGCAUACUAAUCUUUGACUUGUAGGCUAUUUGUCUCAAUUGAGGGCAGUGAGUGACUGUCAUGGUUGUAUCCUUCUGUGUAUAAUGCUCUCUCAGUAUAGGCUGUCCCAAGGGCAGCCUUUGUACAGUGCUUAGGCUCAUUCACUUGUUUACUAUACGCUCAUAUCUAGAACCUUAUCUAGAGUUUACUCAGUUGGGGUUGGAUAGCUUUUUAUGACUUAUCUUGCUCCUUCUCUCUCAAACACAAAAAGGGAAUUGGAUGUUGCUGUUUGUUCCCCCUUGCAGCGUUUGGUGUUAGAUUACUGUCCUACUUCUGUUGCUGGGUCAGGGUUUGACAUUGAGGUAAGGCACUAGGUUUUCCUGCAUGGGAGCUCUUUGUCCUUUCCCAAUGUAGCAGAAUAUGUUCUCAGCAUGAGACAGUGAAAUGAUAUGAUGCCAAAUAACACACCAUGUUACUGAUCAUAUUCCAGGUAUGGCUCUUGAACAUGUCAUCACUGUUCACACUUAGGUAUAUUAGGUGAAAGGGAAGUUCCACAACUUUGAUAUUGAAUAAUGUAGGCACUACUGACAACAAUAAAGGCCUAUGUUAAGUAUGCUUUUUUGGUAUUUCUGUUUCCACAUUAGAAAUGGACUUGGCUAUAGACCCGUUUCAUCUUUGAGAUGUCUAAAAUAUCAUUAGACUAUUUCUCAACACCAAAUUAAUCAUGAAAUAGACCUAUAUGUGCAUGAAUCGAGGUUUACUCAUCAUUUUUUAUGUUUGCUAUAUUUCUCUCUCACAAAGGCAGCAAAGGAUCUUCUGUCAAACAAAUCCAUAGCGUUUAGUCUGUCGUGUUAGUCAUUAGCUGGACGUGACAUGUUAAUCAUUAUACUUCAGAGGGAAGUCGGUGCCUCCACCACUUUCUCUGAGAGAACUGGUCCAACAGCAGACCACCACUCCUCUAUCAGGGCCAGGGUUUUCUAUUUAUCUGUAAACACUAUCACGUGUGCUAUGUCAACUCAUUCUUCCUUUUAACUCAUAGAAUCCCUUCACUGAACCAGUGUUCAGAGUCUGACCAGUACUACAGAAAAUAAAUUGAAAUAUUGUCUUAAAUGUUCUCAAUUGUAUCCCAUUGUUCUGUGCUCUGUUAGUAUUUGUUUUACCUGGCAUGGCCCAGUUUGGGAAGGAGAUUAGGAAUGCUUGGAGAAAGCAUAGCUUUCAUUAGCCUACACCUCUUAAGAAGGCCUCCCUACUGCUCUGCUAGGCUUUAUGGAAUGUAGGCUAGGUUUACUCCCAUGCAUGUUUCCUGACUGUUUUCCCACAGGAUCCUGUCUGGAUUUUUGUUUUUAGUACUCCAGUAAGGGUAGGGAAAUGAUUCACUGAACUUCACAUGAACCACAUAGAAUAAUGUCUGAUCACUGCCCAGCAGUGUACAUCGAAUUUCAGCUGAAUGCAUUCUAAAUAUAGACCCAUCAGCUAACUAUCUAUGAGAGUAAAAAGUGACCAGUUGUUUUCCUUUAACCUUUUACUGCCUAUGGAAGUAUGAUGUCCUCAGGGAAGGAUGUGUGUAGUGCUCACUAGAGCCUGAGCUUAUCGAUCAGAACUCUGACCCCCUGAAUGCUUUCCUUGUCCCAGCUGACCCUGAAACAUGGAGGUUCAGUGAUGACACUGAAUUUAACCAGGGAUUUCUGCCCUCUACUGGCUUCCUUUGUAGGUCUGGCUAAAUGUUUUAAGCUUCCAUUAUAUGAUGAUAAAAACUCAAGUGAAGAUGCAAAAAGAUUAAGAGCAUAGGCCUACUGCGAGUGACUGAAUAUGCAAAAAUGGCACACUGCAAGGGACUUCCACUUAACCUGCUCCAGCAUGGGUUGGAUGGGUUGUUGUUCUGGUCUUGGGAAGGUGAGAGUUCACCUGGGGCACAGUCUGUUGAGCUGCACUUUGCAUUACUGGGAUUAGCCUACCGCUCUGCUUAUUGACCAAAUCUAGCAGUGCUCUUAUUGUGCAAUGUCUCUGCAAUCACAGAGGCUGUUAUGGAAAGGGCUCUCCAGAACACUUUCCUUUGUGCAGAGUGGGCCUAAACUGCAAUUAGUUUACAGCCCAUUUACGUCAGCACUGGAUGAGCUGGAUCUAUUAUAGUUCCUGACCUCCAAAACUAGUCCAAAAGUUCAGUAAUAGUUUUAUCAAGUCAUGUUUGACCCCAUUUCCUGGCAAAUCAUGAUGUUGAAAAAGUUUUACCGCGUAGCUAAGCUUAAUAGACAAUUCCUCACAUUUGACCUUCAGUACAUUGGUUCUGCGUCAUGCGGCCAUAUAAUUGGAUUUUUAAUUGAACAGGAGGACCUACACUGAACAAAAAUAUAAAUGCAACAUGUAAAGUGUUGGUCCCAUGAGCUGAAAUAAAAGAUCUCAGAUAUUUUCCAUAUGCACAAAAGCUUAUUUCUCUCAUGGUUUGUGCACACAUUUGUUUACAUCCCUGUUAGUGAGCAUUUUUCCUUUGCCAAGAUAAUCCAUCGACCUGACAGGUGUGGCAUAUCAAGAAGCUGAUUUAAACAGCAUGAUCAUUACACAGGUGCGCCUUGUGCUGGGGACAAUAAAAGGCCACUCUAAAAUAUGUAGUUUUGUCACACAACACAAUGCCACAGACGUCUCAAGUUUUGAGGGUGCAUGCAAUUGGCAUGCUGACUGCAGGAAUGUCCACCAGAGCUAUUGCCAGAUAAUUUAAUGUUAAUUUUUCUACCAUAAGCCGCCUCCAAUGUAAUUUAACAGAAUUGAAAAUGAUGAUAGUGUGGGUUUGCACAACCGAAGAAUUUCUGCACAAACUGUCAGAAACCUUCUCAGGGAAGCUCAUCUGCGUGCUCCUCAGCAGGGUCUUGACCUGACUGCUGUUCGGCAUCGUAACCAACUUCAAUAAUAAUAAGACUUCAGUGGGCAAAUGCUCACCUUCGAUGGCCACUGGCACGCUGGAGAAGUGUGCUCUUCAUGGAGGAAUCCUGGUUUCAACUGUACUGGGCAGAUGGCGGACAGUGUGUAUGGUGUCGAAUGGGCGAGUGGUUUGCUGAUGUCAACGUUUUGAACAAAAUGCCCCGUUAUGGUAUGGACAGGCAUAAGCAACGAGCAAGGAACACAGUUGCAUUUUAUCGAUGGCAAUUUGAUUGCACAGAGAUACCGUGACGAGAUCCUGAGGCCCAUUGUCGUGCCAUUCAUCUGCCGCCAUCACCUCAUGUUUCAGCAUGAUAAUGUACGGCCCCAUGUCGCAAAGAUCUGUACACAAUUCCUGGAAGCUGAUAAUGUCCCAGUUCUUCCAUGGCCUGCAUACUCACCCGACAUGUCACCCAUUGAGCAUGUUUGGGAUACUAGUUCCCGCCAAUAUCCAGCAACUUCGCACAGCCGUUAAAGAGGAGUGGGACAACAUUCCACAGGCCACGAUCAACAGCCAGAUCAACUCUAUGCGAAGGAGAUGUCGCACCAGAUACUGACUGGUUUUCUGAUCCACGCCCCAUCUUUUUUUUUUAAGGUGUCUGUGACCAACGGAUGCAUAUCUAUAUUCUCAGUGAUAUGAAAUCUAUAGCUUAGGGCCUAAUGAAUUUAUUUAAAUUGACCGAUUCCCUUAUAUGAACUGUAACUCAGUAAAAUCUUUUAAAUUGUUUCAUUUUAUUUUUGUUCAGUGUAAUAUCUCUUUCUCUCAUUUUCAGUUGGUACAAACUGCUGGAUAAGAAUAGGAAGGAGGAUAAAGUCAAAGGGGAAGUGAUGUUGGACAUCCAGUUUAUGAGAAACAACUUGACAGCCAGCAUGUUUGACCUUUCCAUGCAAGACAAACCACGCUCCCGCAUCGGAAAGCUCAAGGACAAAGUGCGUGGGAAGAAAAAGGACAGCUUCUCUGACUCAUCCUCUGCAAUAGUGCCCUCUGUCAGCCAGGUACUGACUGACAGCGAGGGAGAGGCUGACUCCCACUCAGUGUACUCAGAGUUCCCUGAGGCCAAGAAGAAAUCCAAGCUCAAGACCCUCUUUGCCCCUAAAUCCAACUUGCAGCGCAACGUCUCCCAGUCCAUGUCUACACUGGGCACUCUUCCUGAGAAGAAUGCAUCCCUCAGUGGCAGUCGCUCUUCUGGCCUCAAUGUGGAUUCUCCUGAUGGUGAGCUCCUUUCAUUCAGCUUAAACAUUUUGACUUCUGUCUGCAUACCUUUUUUUAUAUUUCAGUAAUGAUGAUUGGAAUAUGCAAUAACCUCCUUCACGAUCUCUUUCUAUCUACAGUUAAAAAGAAGUUCAAGUUCCUGGGCCACAAGCGGACAGGCAGCAAUGACAGCAAGGUGUCUACAGGACCUUUUUCUCUUCUGGGCAGAUCCAAGCAGAAGGACGAUCCGAACAGCACGUGCAUCAACGGCAACCAUGUGUAUGCAGAGGAGGUAGAGCCCAAGUCUGGGUCCACCCUCAGCCUCAACAGCUCUGGUCAGGGCUCAGUGGAGGAUGUACGCAGCCGCAGGCAACCAUCUGAUGUCUCUGUAGACUCCCUCAAGGGCCUCUCUGUCCCCACCUACAGAAAGGAGUCUGCGGAUAGGGCUCUGCUGGAGCAACGGAGCCUUCAGGAGGAGGAGGAGGAGAAGAGACAGGCCGAAGAGAAGAGAUGGAAUGAGGAGAAACACAGAGCGCAGCUCAAGAUACUUCAGGAGGAGGAGGAAUGCAAGCAACAGGAGGAGCAGGAGAGGAGGAGAAGGUUCCAGGAGGAUGAGGCAAGGAGGAAUAAGCAGCGGGAAGAGGAGCUGAAGUGCCUAGAGGAAGAAAGGAGGCGGCUGGAGGCGGAGGAGCUUCAGAGGCUGGGGGAGGACCAGCGGCAGCAGGAGGAGACCAAGAGAGCAGAGGAGCAGAAACAACAGGAGGAGGCCUCUGUGGCUGAGAGGCUGUCCUCUCUGUUUGGUAUGAUCAUGAAGAAGGAGGAGAAAAAGGAAGAGCAGCAGCAGACUAGCGCCAAGGAGGAGAGGCCCAACCCAGCUCCCAGACGCUUCACCAGAGAUUUGGCGGUCCCUCCACACGCCACCAACCAAUUUGAGGAGAUCCCCCUCAGUCCAGACCCUCCAAACCUGUUUGAGCAGAGCCCGGUGGACUCCCAGAAGGAUGUCUGCAGCCCCAACACCACGAGCGCUGCUGUCUUCCUCAACUCCAACCGCACUGCCAAGGUGUCUGCAGUCAAGCCUAGGUAGGUGUCGGUCUUGUUCUAAUGCACUUACAGCUCUAUUCUAACUUGAGAUCUGCAUAGUUAAGUCCAAACUUCGUGUGAAUCUCCCAUCAAUGCAUGGUUUUAAUAAUGCAGGUCUCAAGUUAGGAUGUGUCCUUCUCUCUGCUGUAAGCUUUGUCAGCCUACUAAUGUAAUGUAGGCCUACCUGAUGUUCUGACAAAAGUUACAUGUACAAUGGUAAUUGGAGCUACUAUAUACCCAAUGUACUUCACUGCUGAUCAGGUAACACUAACCAAUACACAUUUUCUGUCUCAGAAUGUUGCUAAUGGGUGCUAGAUGGUUUUCAUGUUAUUUCCAGUUAACUAUUUUGAAAUAUUUUUCUUUGAUAGCAGAUGCAACAGAUCAUGUUGGCUGCCUUGGCAGCCUUUCAUCUAACCAUAUACAUCUAGCUCUCCAAUUUCAAAAAGCUCACUACUGUCACUGGUGAACUAGUGUCUCUGACCUCAUUCUUAGAACUCUCCUAAAAUCCAUAUAUAUUUUCACUCAAAUUGCUGUAUGUUGUCCAGAUUGAAUAGCUGUGGUGAGUUUUCCUUGGUUGCUAUCCAACUGUAGUUUAAAUGGUUUUAUUAUUCUCCGUUGCAUAUGGUUGUUUGGGGAUUAAUGAUCAGAUGGUGGUAUGGUUUAGGAUGAACUAAUCUGUACACCAGAUCAUGUCUCCAUGUCAGCACUGGCUGCAAUUAGCCUAGUGUUCUGAGUUUCAUCUUUGUUCCUCUUGAUUGUCUUAAAGAUAGAAUCCGCAGUAGGGGAAUGGUGCCACUGUCUGCCUUACUGCCGUAGUUUUGGUUACUGUCUGCCUUACUGCCGUAGUUUUGGUUACUGUCUGCCUUACUGCCGUAGUUUUGGUUACUGUCUGCCUUACUGCCGUAGUUUUGGUUUUGUUGACGAAGCAGCGGUGAGGAGCGUCGCCCAAGGUAGUAAAAUAAAAAUGCUGUACAUAUUCUGCUGUUCUAUCGUGCAUGCAAUGAUGUCCGGGGGGGGGGGGGGGGGGUUUGCAGUAACUUGUUUGUUGUAAUAUUGCAAAUGGACGUUGCAGUUUCACCAUUAAUGAUUCCAGCUUUAAGGCUCUUAAAAGCCUUGACAAACAUGAUCGUGGAUCAUCUGGCAUGUGAUGGGCCUGUUUGGCUGCUUUGCUGAUUGGUCUGCAGUGUGGAAUCUAGGUGUGUCUGAGUCUGGGUGGUAUGGUGCAGAACAGGUUGGGAGGGAUGAAGUGAGCUAACACUGGGGUGACUAAGUACAUUGGGACAGUCUGCAGGAGCAAACAAGGCUUUGUUUUUUCACUCAUCUAUUUCUGGAUUUAUUUUAAUCAUGCUUUCCUAAUGGUGAGUUGUCCACUCAAUAUAGUCAAAUUCCCUUUUAAAGGAGGAAAUACUUUUUUAGUUUUGCUAUAGCCUAAUCUUAUUUUGCCACUGAAAUUCAGACGUUCUAAAUCUAGAUUUGUUUAGUAGCCUAUGUUUGAGCCUUUUUGCAAGAAUGAUGAUAUAGCCCAUCCUAAAGUAUUUGAAUGUGUUUUUAUAACCACCCUUUUAUGUGUUUUUAAAAGAAAGGCAAUUGUGGGCAUUCCCAUAUUUCCAAAUUAUGUUUAAUUCCAUCAAGACCUUAUCAGGUGUGAUGAUGUGCUACAAGAAAAUAACGUCAGGUGUUUUUGCGUGUUUGGGGUAGAGCGGGUUACAGAUGGGACUGGACGUAGGGCUGGGCAAUAUGGCCAAAAUAUAAUAUUGCGGUAUAAAAAUAAAAAAAUAGACGGUAUUUGACAGUAUUUUAUGUUUUUGAAUAAUAAAAGUUCAAAAUUUGCUUUGAGUAGUGUGUGACCCUAGGGUGGCAACACAUACAUACAUACAUUCUAAGUGAUUUCAAUGGGUCUUUCUCCAUUUUGAUUGUUUUAUACUGUUCAAAUCGAUAUGGGCAAACUAUCUAGGCCAUAUUUCUAACCAAAUGUUGCAAAUGCAAUUUGACUUGUGAAUUAUUAUUUUUUUAUUAUUUUUUUUCCACCUUUAUUUAACCAGGUAAACCAGUUGAGAACAAGUUCUCAUUUACAACUGCGACCUGGCCAAGAUAAAGCAAAGCAGUGCGAAAAAAACAACAACACAGAGUUACAUAUGGGGUAAAACAAAACAAAGUCAAAAAUACAACAGAAAUAAAUAUAUAUACAGUGUGUGCAAAUGUAGCAAGUUAUGGAGGUAAGGCAAUAAAUAGGCUAUAGUGCAAAAUAAUUACAAUUAGUAUUAACACUGGAAUGAUAGAUGUGCAAGAGAUGAUGUGCAAAUAGAGAUACUGGGGUACAAAUGAGCCAAAUAAAUAACAAUAUAGGGAUGAGGUAGUUGGGCGGGCUAAUUUCAGAUGGGCUGUGUACAGGUGCAGUGAUCGGUAAGGUGCUCUGACAACUGAUGCUUAAAGUUAGUGAGGGAGAGAAGUGUCUCCAGCUUCAGAGAUUUUUGCAAUUUGUUCCAGUCAUUGGCAGCAGAGAACUGGAAGGAAUGGCGGCCAAAGGAGGUGUUGGCUUUGGGGAUGACCAGUGAGAUAUACCUGCUGGAGCGCAUACUACGGGUGGGUGUUGCUAUGGUGACCAAUGAGCUAAGAUAAGGCGGGGAUUUGCCUAGCAGUGAUUUAUAGAUGGCCUGGAGCCAGUGGGUUUGGCGACGAAUAUGUAGUGAGGACCAGCCAACAAGAGCGUACAGGUCACAGUGGUGGGUAGUAUAUGGGGCUUUGGAGACAAAACGGAUGGCACUGUGAUAGACUACAUCCAAUUUGCUGAGUAGCGUGUUGGAGGCUAUUUUGUAAAUGACAUUGCCGAAGUCAAGGAUCGGUAGGAUAGUCAGUUUUACGAGGGCAUGUUUGGCAGCAUGAGUGAAGGAGGCUUUGUUUGCGAAAUAGGAAACCGAUUCUAGAUUUAACUUUGGAUUGGAGAUUCUUAAUGUGAGUCUGGAAGGAGAGUUUACAGUCUAACCAGACACCUAGAUAUUUGUAGUUGUCCACAUACUCUAGGUCAGACCCGUCAAGAGUAGUGAUUCUAGUCGGGUGGGCGGGUGCAAGCAGCGUUCGGUUGAAGAGCAUGCAUUUAGUUUUACUAGUGUUUAAGAGAAGUUGGAGGCUACGGAAGGAGUGUUGUAUGGCAUUGAAGCUCGUUUGGAGGUUUGUUAACACAGUGUCCAAUGAAGGGCCAGAUGUAUACAAAAUGGUGUCGUCUGCGUAGAGGUGGAUCUGAGAGUCACCAGCAGCAAGAGCGACGUCAUUGAUAUACACAGAGAAAAGAGUCGGCCCAAGAAGUCUCUCUCCAUAGAGACUGCCAUAGGUCCAGACAACAGGCCCUCCGAUUUGACACAUUGAACUCUAUCUGAGAAGUAGUUGGUGAACCAGGCGAGGCAGUCAUUUGAGAAACCAAGGCUAUUUAGUCUGCCAAUAAGAAUGCAGUGGUUGACAGAGUCGAAAGCCUUGGCCAGGUCAAUGAAAACGGCUGCACAGUACUGUCUAUUAUCGAUCGCUGUUAUAAUAUCGUUUAGGACCUUGAGCGUGGCUGAAGUGCACCCAUGACCAGCUCGGAAACCGGAUUGCAUAGCGGAGAAGGUACGGUGGGAUUCGAAAUGGUCGGUGAUCUGUUUGUUAACUUGGCUUUCAAAAACUUUUGAAAGGCAGGGCAGGAUGGAUAUGGGUCUGUAACAGUUUGGAUCUAGAGUGUCACCCCCUUUGAAGAGGGGGAUGACCGCGGCAGCUUUCCAAUCUCUGGGGAUCUCAGACGUUACGAAAGAGAGGUUGAACAGGCUAGUAAUAGGGGUUGCGACAAUUUCGGCGGCUAGUUUUAGAAAGAAAGGGUCCAGAUUGUCUAGCCCAGAUGAUUUGUAGGGGUCCAGAUUUUGCAGCUCUUUCAGAACAUCAGCUGUCUGGAUUUGUGUGAAGGAGAAGCAGGGGGCAAAACACUUGGGUGAACUGUUGGAAUCAUGGAAAUUGAAGGAUUAUUCAAAUUCUAUAGUUAGAGUAUAAUAGUGGGCACUUUGAAUACAGUUUGACAUGACGACAUAUGAAAAUGCCAGGCAGGAGUGUUUGACAGGGUAGGAACCGAAGUGUUGACAAGUGUUUCCUAGGGGACCCUAUAAUCUUUGGCUGCAUUGAAUGUUUUCUCUUAGCUACUUCAUGUAGCUAACAAAUUCUUUGAAGAUAAUGUUGCACAAAAAUCAUGCAGAUAUAGGUGUACACCAUAACUGGUAUUAUCAGGCUGUAUAGCUAGUUACGUUUGCUCUGACUCAGUACAUUUAAUAGCUAGCUAGCGAUUAGCAUUAAUGGCCAACAAUAUUUAGGCUCAACUUACUAAGAAAAGACAAACUAGCUGUUUGCAGAUGUAAGAAACACAAACUAAUAGUGUAAUUAUAGAACGCUAGUGGAUUUAUAUUAAGAAGUAAAAUGAAAACAUCAUCGUGGUCAUCAACUUUGUUGCAUGUGCUGCAUUGACCAUGCAGAGACUGAAUGUAUGCACUAACUGUAAGUCGCUCUGGAUAAGAGCGUCUGCUAAAUGACUAAAAUGUAAAUGAACGCAAGUGUCUCAUGUUCGGGGAACAACAAAUGCGCUCCUUGAGUGACAGGGAACAGGGCUAGGUCUGUGUGGAAAGCUGCAUGGAGAAAGAGGGCGGAGAGAGAUGACUCAAGUAGCAAAGUAUACUAUAAAAAUGGACGUUACAUAUGGCGUAUCACAUUUAACAAACCAAACAUUCAAAUACUGUUAUAGAAGGUAAACUAAAAACCCAAACCGGUCCGUGCAUCAAUACCGGUAUAUCGUAAAAUACGGAAUACCGCCCAGCCCUAACCAGAUGGCAUAUAUUUUUCUCAUUACUGCACUGUUCUUUAAUUUUGAAACAAACGUUUGAAAUAUCAGACAGAAAAUGCUCUGGGUUCACAAAAUUAUCAUCAUUAGGGGUCCAAAUUAUGAACAAAGAAUAGAAAAGAGCAGAGACCGAUUCUUGAGCAGACUGGAAAGAACACUAGUUUCUGACAUUUUCUUGUAAGCAUUCGGGGUGCAUCAUCACACGUGAAGAUAAGAUCUUGAUGGAAUGAAUGCCACUGCAAGAGGAGGCAAACUCCUCUAAGUUGUUGGUUAUUUCAGCUGUCAUGGGCAGGCUCAUAGUUCUUGUGUGACUGUCCGCCACUGACCUCCAGGUUUUCACUCCUUGGCAGAUUAGUGGCGUCUCUGAAGCAGCCUGAAACACCUGACUCAGACUCCCAUAGGCAGCAAUCUCCGUCCCUUUCCUGCGCUGAAUCCAUUCUCGCGUCCCCUCUGAUUCUCCUGACAUGUUCUCCAACCUCCACUCCUCCCUUGCUCCCGCUAAGACGCGGAGGAGCACCUCCAAGUCCCCCUAUAGCAGCCCUGAGAACCUGGCUGCCAUAGGACCUUCCCCCAAUGGAUCUGACAAGAAGCGGCAAGCUCCUCUGUCCCCCAGCCCAAUGGAACCACAAAGCCAUGGAAAACCCAAUGCAGGCUCCAGAAGUGUUUCUGCUAAAUCUGCUGUUGCAAGUGGCUAUCCUGUUAAGGAGGUUGAGGGCAAAAUACCUCCUCUACCUCUUCCUGACUACGAUAGCCUGUUCCCACAGAAGAGACAUGGAGUACUAGGACAGACUCGAUGGGACCAUAUAAUUGCAGAGGUGAAUCAGAGACAGCAGGAAUAUGUGCCUCAGCUCAUUGGUAAAGAGAUGAGUGUGGAUGGCCCAGACCUCGACUCACCAGUACCUCCACGCAAUGACAAAUAUUCCUACGUGCAGGAGAGGGCAGCAGAACCCGUACACCAGCAACAGACACAAGUUCAGGAAGUUCAAUCUACCUCUUUGAGGAGAGUGGGGCCCAACAGUUUUCCAGCACUCACUCCCCCUUCCAAACCAGUAGCUGCAGCCACCCCUAGACUAUUGAUGGACUCUAACACAAACCAAGGCCAGAGCACUAUACAGGCUAAUCCAUCUGAGUGGCCCAAUGCCUUCGUCUCCAAAGUCUUGGUCUCUACAAAACCUGUGGUUCAGAGCAGAGACAUACCCUCCGUGACACCUCUGGAGGAUGCAAGGAAGGUAAUCAACACAUCUGUUGCUACAGCCAGUGAUGGCAAACCUGUUCUCUCAACAGAAAAGCCUAGACCUACAUCACAAGCAGUUUCGGUGUCAAGUUCUACAGAUGAACCUAAAGGACUGCCAAACACUCCCAAAGAGAUCCCCACAGUCAAACCCAGACAAAGGUUAGUCCGCAAAGAGCCAGUGAGACCUGCAGAUCAUGAGCAGAUGUCAGCAGAGUCUACCACUGUAGAGAAGGAGAACAGAUCGGAGAGGAGAGCCUCAACCCUGGACAUCAUGGAACUGAGAAGGAGUAGUCCAGUGACUGAAAAGAACACUGAGGUGACUUCUGACAAUGAAAAGCAACUCUCGUUUGACUCUGCAGAAAACGACAUUGAGAAAAAAACACAGUUGGAACGCAUUAUGAAAGCGAAGUUUGCUGAACCUGACCCCUUCCCCAUUGCUGAUAUCCUGCCUAAAGACCAAUGGGCCCAACCAGAGCAAAGCGGAGAUUACUUGUUCACUAGAGGACCACAGAAAAACCGCAAGCUUAAAGAACAGGCAAUGACAACCAAUGACUUGGAUAAACUUUUCGCGCCAAACAAUCCAACAGAUCCCUUUGCCAGUUUUAAUGACUGUGACUCAGACGAACCUCCCGAGCAGGAAAAAACAGAAGAACAGAGUCCUGCUUUUCAAAGGGGAUUUUCCCAAAUUAAAAAGAAACGAGGAGCACCUCAGCCUCCAGCUAAUUCAAGUAAUAAAGCAGCGAUUGGAAAAAUUGAGCUGGAUAAAGAAGACCCUUCACCCAGAGAAGACAAGCUGAUCAGCUCAGCCACUACAACAGGAUGUGUAAAACUGCCGCCUCAAACUCAAAAUACUAGACAGAGUAAACUCUAUGGCAGAGAAGGGGUGGAAACUCAAGACAAGUGGGCAGCAGACCCUUUUACUUCCUCCUCCCCUGUACCUUCUGUCCUGACUUCUCCUAAGCCCCCCCAGUCCAUAGUGGGAGAGCCCACCCCACAGACAGGGGGAAAGACCCUGCUACGGGCCUUGGUCGCACCCUCUGAGGUGCAGCCACUCACUGUGCUGAGUAGCAAUGGUGGUGAGCCAGCCUCAACUCCACUCAGGUGAGCCUGAACCCCUCUAUAGAUAUAACCAGCCGUUCAAUUAUUGUAUGCAUAAACAUGAGGGAUUUUCUUCUCACCAGUCAAUUGGCUCAUGUCUAACAGGCAAACAAACACUAUAUAGCCUCAACUAUAAUUUUGACGAUAUGGAUGGUCAGUCCUUUCAUCUCUGUCUAUGAAUUUGAGUGUGGUUACAUUUCUCCAGCCCCACCCCUCACCUUUUAUUGUUUCAAUUAAGGACUCUAGCUUUAUGCUUAGUCUCUCACUUUUUGGUAUUUGGUGAGAUUUUGAGUUUCAGCCUUGGUAGUCAGUAUUAAUCAAGCAAAUUGCUCAGGGAAUAUUUUGAAAUAGCGUGGUAACUCUGAUCAAAGUGGUUGUUUUGUAUUAGUGGUUUUGGUAUGAAACAGAGAUAUGCUGUUGCGUUUCUCUGUUUUGUUCAACUUAGGAAAAGUGUUUUUUUCUCUGUGCAGCCUUUCUGAUUCAUAAAUGCUGUGCAUAUCUCACAUGGGGAGGAUUUGUGGUUGUUUUCUAUACCUGCAGCCUAACUGAAAUGGACCUCUGUUAAUUCAAUUUCCAACUAAUCAAUUUUGACUUCUGUGACAAACUGUUAUGCUCCUCAGUUUGAGUGUUUUUUGUUGUUGUAAUCUUGCUCUAUUUCCAGGCCUCACCCAGUGAAGCCCAUGAGCUCCAUAGAGAGCCAAGCUCCCAUCAGUACCCGGGUAGUGGGAGAGAUGUUGACUUAUGACCGCACCCUGGGGAAGAUGAAGGUACUGCAUGUUGAUAUGUUUAAUAAUAAUAAAACCAAUACCUUUUUUAUUUAGCUAUUAAAACCAAAAAGUGAUAGAAUGCUGAUGUCUGAUGUGACACCGUUUUGUACCAUCCUCAGGCACCAGGCAUGGUGGAGAGUGGGCCCUACACCCAGCUGACCCAGGAGGAGUUGAUUACCCUGGUGGUGAAGCAGCAGACGGAGCUCUCCAAGAAAGACUCCAAGAUCGUUGAGCUGGAGGAGUACAUAGACAACCUGCUGGUGCGUGUCAUCGAGGAGAAGCCCAGCAUCCUGCUGGGCCUCAACUCUGUCAAGCAGGCCCUGUAAUGUAUGAGGAGUGGACCAGGGAACUGUAAGAUGGAGGGAGAUAUUUAGGCUUCCACUCCAACAUCCCUUUUAGUUUGUGUGUGUGGUUUUCUAUUACUGUCACUGUGUAUUGGAUCAAGCAAUCUCUAUGAAGGUCUUAUUUCCUUUGAGCAUAUGCACUUUCUUUAGUCUCCAUGAGGAUUUGGACUAAGACUAAAUCUCAAGGUUUCUUUUCAGAAUGCUGGAAUGUAUGCUGAAUUGUUUAUGUUUUUUUCUAGAUCUAUCACUCCAGGCUACAUGUGAAUCUCACCAUUAAAUUAUUUGACAAGCUUUUGAAAAUGAAUGGCUUGUUGUAACACUAUGGUACUGGAAUUCCAUUUUAUACAAAUGUACUGUAUGCGCACAUUUCUUGUCAUUGCUUUGGUAAUUUUAUGCUGUAUAAAACCUAAUUGGCCCUCAUUAGGCAAAAUGGAACUGGAAGCCCUAGGUAUGUUGAUGUCCAUGUCACUGAUGAAAUUUCUCUGGCCAGGCCUUUGCAGAAGGGAUUCCAUGUUGCUUACAAUUUAGUGGACAUUAAUUAGGCCAUCUAGCUAGUUAUACUUUGGUAUCUGCUCAUCCCAAAGCCUUAACACAUCACUUCAACAAUAAUAAUAUGCUGGUUAGUGUUUAUUUUGUUGCAUUCUUAAACCUUGAACUUCCAUUGUUUUUCUAGGGGUUUUGUUUGAUCCUUUUCUUUAAAUGAUCAUGACGUGCCUUGGUGCUGCCGCUAUACUUCUUGGUGUGUUCAAUCAAACACAAUCGUUAAUCUAAUACCAAAUCAGAUUAUUGCGGGGCAUGGUACAAGUACAUUAACCUCUAUCUGAAAGUCAAUGUUGCCUCGUAGUGACAUUUCAGAUACACAACGGUCUUACCUUAGUUAGCCUAGUUUGUUGAAGCAUUAUUGAACCUGUGUCAUUUAGGCUAGUUCACACAGGGUUUGAUUGGAAAUGCAUAUCUGUCAACAUUCCUAAUUUUAGUUACCUUUUUCCUUACUUUAGUUAUUUAUGCUUCCAUCUCCCUUUGUUAAAUGUUUAAAAUGUGUCUAAAGGAGGAAACCAUUAUUUAUGAAAGCAACGAUGGAUAGAGAACCAGCUAUUUAUUCCAUGUUUGAGGCAAUAAUGUGGAUUUGGUCAUGCUAACAAUGGAUAGGGAGAGACCUGAUGUUCACUGUUUUCUUUCUUCUAUGUUUUAAUUAUCUACCCACUUGACUGUGCAGAGCACAACCUUUUUCGAUUUAUGCAAAAUAAUGUAAGUGCACAAACCAUGUCAAAUAUUUUAUGCAAGAGUAAUGACUAAGUUCAAAUCGAUACACUUUAAGAAAGAUCUUCCAAUAUAAUUAACAUUUAGGCAUUAUGAAUGUGGUUGUGUUUCAAAAUGAACCUUGUCCUUGUUAGAUUGAAUGCCUUUUUAUUAAGCAGUAGGCUUUGACUAGCCUUACAACUUGUGUAAAUCUCUACGUCUCUGAAUGUAAUCUACUCAAUGUAUCUUCGGCAACUAUGCCUUUGUGAAAUGUCAGCAAUAAGAAACUAUAUAAAUCAUAAACAUUUCUGAUUGUGCCUUCAAGGACUUUACUCAUAAGACAUUGUGAUUACUGUAAAUCUGUUUUCCUUAAGAUGGUUGCACCUUUUUAUGUUUACUGGUGUGAAAUUCAGUGUAUGUGAACACAAUAGUUGAUAUUUUCAAUUGAAAUAAAGUACAGUAAAUCAUGAAAUGUUUUGUGUACGCUAUUAGAGGAAGCUUGAAGACUUAUAAUAGAAAAGUAUUAACGUAUAAUACUAGAUGUAGGCCUAUGAGCCACCUAGAAAUUGUG